Molecule: messenger RNA, 6133 nt
Organism: Colius striatus (speckled mousebird)
Lineage: Eukaryota; Metazoa; Chordata; Aves; Coliiformes; Coliidae
Gene: EIF4E3
Product: eukaryotic translation initiation factor 4E family member 3
Exons: 11
Coding region: 13-627 (204 amino acids)
Biological process (GO): translational initiation
Cellular component (GO): eukaryotic translation initiation factor 4F complex
Molecular function (GO): RNA 7-methylguanosine cap binding; translation initiation factor activity
Source: RefSeq, a predicted model, not a curated record
CCCCGCAGGACGAUGGCUCUGAGCCCCCCCGGGCAGCAGGAGGCGGCGGCAGGCGGCCAGCGGGCUGGGCAAGCGGCCGGCCCGGCGGGGCUACCGCUCCACUCGCCCUGGACCUUCUGGCUGGACAAGUCACUUCCAGGUACAACAGCAGCUGAAUAUGCAUCAAACUUGAAGAAGAUCUAUACAGUACAAACAGUGCAGGAUUUCUGGAGUGUCUACAACAACAUUCCUCGUGUGACAGCUUUGCCUCUGAGAUGCAGUUACCACUUAAUGCGGGGAGAGAGACGGCCGCUUUGGGAAGAGGAAAGCAAUGCCAAAGGAGGUAUAUGGAAAAUGAAGGUCCCCAAAGAAAGUACGGCUGCAGUUUGGAAAGAGCUACUGUUAGCAACUAUCGGAGAGCAGUUUACAGACAGCUGUGCAGCAGAUGAUGAAGUGAUAGGGGUUAGUGUCAGCGUUCGUGACCGUGAAGAUGUUGUGCAAGUCUGGAAUGUGAAUGCCUCUUUAGCAAAUGAAGCAAAAGUUUUACAGAAGGUCCACCAACUCCUGCCUCACACAUCUUUUAAAGUGCUGUUUUAUAAAUCACACCAAGACCAUCAUGCUUUUGAAAGCCAAUGGGGAAAACAUUAAGAGCAGAUGGUGCCAAGCUUAUUCGUGUUAUUUGGUGUUUAGAGGUAGUCUGGACAAGGAGAAGGGUGGUUAGAGCCCUGCAGAAGCAUUACACACUGUGGCUAUUUUGAGUUUCUAACACUUCAGACUGGGAAAAUGAGCAAAACCAGUUGCCUUAACCACUAAACAUGCAAUUCAUUACUUCUGGUUUGGUUGGGGGUUUUGGGGAAUUUUUUCAUUGUUUCCCUACAAAGAUAUUUUAGACACUUGAGAGUUUUUUUGUUUGGGUUAGGAUGGGGUGUUUUUUCCCCAAUCAGAUGAUAUUGGUUCCUGUUAAGGUAGCAGGCUUUCAUUUCUUCUGUAAACGCACACAUGCACAAAGAUGGUAACGCUGUUUUUCCUGGAUGUGCUGCACACAGAGGGAUACUGGCUUGGUGAAAUGUGGUUUCAAUUUUCAUUUUCAAACAUUCCUAUCAUGUUAAGACUUACUCCCUGGUUUUGUCUCAAGAGAGAAAGGAAUUGCACUGCAUUUAUUCUACUACUCAGUAUCAUCUGGUCUUGCACUGGCAGUGGCACACAUACUGUAAAAGUAAAUAGUAGUGCUCAUUAAAUGAGCAACUGAAGAGAACACAUUUCUAUUGGGACUAACCCUCCAUGGGAUGAUGUUUAACGAGUGUUUUAAUUGCAGUGAUUUCAAAAGAGCCCUCGCUCAGACUAGAAUGAUACAUCCUUGCAAAGUCCACACCUCUGAUUUAAGAGGGGAUGAGGAUUUUAGAGUGUUCUCAUGUUGUAUCCCUUCUCGUGAUAUUUUUCCGUACAUUCAUGAGAAAGUGCCACAAACAACUUCUAAUGCAUUAGACCAGCUGGACCCAUCCCUCACUUCUGUGAAUGUUUUGGGCUCAUGGCUGCACCCACAAAGGUCAGUAUCAGUAUUGCCUUUGACUUCAAUGCAGAGGAAGAGAUCCCACCAUAUGGAGUUCCAAGCCAUCAAGACAAGUGAUGUUUAAAAAGAAUACAGGAAAAGAAAUGGAUUUUGUGUUGCAGCACUAGUAUGAACAGUUAGGAAUAUAAACAGUGUUCAUCUUUAAACAUUUGUCUAUAUUAAUUCUUUGAAGGUAUUAGUUUGUUUUAAUAGACUACCAGAGACUGACAUAGUUCCUUUUUACUAGAAGCUGCAAGGUAGAGAUGAACAUACACUCUGCUGGGCAUUACUUUGUUCUAAAGAGGUUUUUUUGCUUGGCAACUGUUCAAGUCCCACUGAUUUCCACAUCUUUAGUAUAUUAAGAGGCAACCAUUAAAAUAAAAUAAAAUUUAAAAUAAGAGUCAAGCAUUUGAGAUUUUUUACAGCUUGUUUUUACGGUAUUUAUGAAUUAAAACUCUGCAGGUAAUGAGCCUUGUUAGGCAAACAAAUUCUAUAAAAUCCAAAUGUCUUGCUUCUGUAACUGCUUUCUGAGAUUAAAUGUUACUGGUCUUGCUUUUUUUAAACCUUUGUGUUUUUUGGUAAAACUUUCUUCUCUUAGAAGCUCUUUUGUUCAUAGAUUAAAUCUAUUUUUAAAUCUAUUUUUUUCCUGUGUGUGAUUAAAUCAGAAAGGAGGCUUGAAGUUUAUUAGUAGCAUCUCAUAUAUAUUCAGUUAAUACUUGAACUAUUUUUGUUUUGCAGUUAGAUUGAGGCUUCAAAAAGCAUUGGGGCUAUUAACAGUUUAAUUGAUUUUAAUUUAAUUGUUUUUCAAUUCAAACUGCAGUGACAGUAGUCUUGCUUGGAUUCAUUUUUCCAAGAUACAUCUAAUGCUUCAAGGAUUUAUUUUUAUGAUAUCACUCCCUUUGAAUUACCUCUAAAUUGUCCAUGAGAUGUUGGGACUCAGAGUAGUUUCUCUUGUAGGUACAUGGUCACCCAUCAGCUGCUGUUGCAGAGAUACCCAACUUGCCUGAGAAAUGAGGGAGCGCAGGACGGUGUUUUCCCUGCCGUGGCCCUCACUGUCUUUUGGAGAAGUGAGGAGCACAAAACUUUGAGGAAAAUGGUUUUCAGUGGCUCAGUGAGCAAGAUUUCUCACUUGAAACACUUUCCUGUAUUUAGAGGAAGUGUUCAUUAUAAGCACGGAUGUUGACUUAGAGCUGGAUCUGCUGGCAGAAGUGGCUGAUCUGGUGAUGUCACUGGAACUUGCUAAUGAACUUGAUAUCCGUGGCACAGCUGUCCUGCCACCCAGGCCUGCUGGAUGUGGAGUUACUGUUGCAUGAGCAUUGUUCUCUGUCCUGGGAAGCCAGGGCAGCUCGUCGUGUCUCUGUUGUUGCAGCAGCUGGUUGCUCUAAGGGUUUCAUCUCAGCUGCAGGGGCUUGAGAUGUCCUACUUGGUGCUUUUUCUGAAGACUCUCUGGUGCUGCCUUCUUGAAAGCCAACACUGCAGGACAUGAACAUUUGCCUCUUCCAAGAAUAAAUCCUCUGCCCUCCUGCUGCUGCAGCAGCACUGGGACUGCCUCUGAAUAACCCAUCAUGUGUCCUCUGUGAGGAGAGGAGUUUCUACCACAGCUACUCCACACACAGCAGCAUCUCCCUCCCCUCUGAGCUACCUGUACUGGAAGGAUCAUGUGAGGGAUGUGGGUUUCCUCACUGGGCACUCACAUUGCUCCCAUGCACUGAAAUGAGCUGCAGCUUCAUAUUAAGGCUUCUCUCUGCAUAGGCUCUCUCACUUUGUACUGUUGUUUGUUUUUUUAACUGCCUUUGCAAAGUGCUCCUGGAAAUGAGAGGCAUGCCGUAAUGAAUUAUCGUGGUCUGUGGCUUAUUUGUGUCGUGGGGAUACUUGUGGAGCUUUGUUUUGAAGAGUAGUGUUGAAAAAGCAUGAGGGGAGCAGGAACAAGUAGAGGAGAAGGUGCUUUUAUGUGGUGUGAUAUGCCUCAGCAAUGCUGCUUGAUUGCUGCAGAGGAGUGCAUCAAAGCACCCUCCGUUUAGAACAAUUUCAUUCUCUGGGCUUUGCUCAGUCAUCUGUGUGCUUAUAUUUAAGAGUGACAGGCUCAGGACAGGUUAGCACACUGUCCUCAGUAAUAAUUCACUAAUGUGAUACUUCAGAGCGAGGAACACAAAAGCUCUGUGGGUCAGAAGGGGCUCAGUCAAUGCUCUGCCUCUGCCAGUUGAUGAGAGCACAAAAGAAAUCGCUUUUUAUAUCCUUCCUAUGGCAGGGUUGACCAGAGCAGAUGAAGCUCAAGAGUUGUCUUAAAACAUAAACAUGACUGUGACAGAGGAAAAUUAAUGAUCCUGAGCAGCUUAGAUAAGCUCCCUCGUCUGCACCUACACACAGAACAGAGGUGCUUUCAACUGGAAACCGUUCCUGCCUUCGUCUCUCUGCUUCUCUCUCUCAUAAUGGUGCUCUUAGGACAACAACGCUGAGGAAAUAGAUUAGACAAACAGUGGGAGAUCCCACAGCUUGCUAUAAAAGCCACCUCCAAUCUUUGCAACACUUUGACAGCUCUCAAUUUCCCAAUUUGACAGGUUAAUGAAAACUGGAUUGUUUCUGAAGCUGUAGGUACUGUGCUGUGGGGGAAGGGAGGGCUGUGCUCUGCCCUGGGACCACCCAGCCCAGCACCUUCCUGCCACCCAGGCUGCAAAAUCCUCAUCCCCAGGAGGGAGGCAGCACAUGCUGGACCCUGGGGCAAGCAGCCAGUGUUUGUGGCUGUGAUGUUAGUGUAGGGCUUUGCAAGAUGCUCCCAUGCCAGGAGACAAGUGGACUUGCCUCGUGUGUGUGUGUCAUCUCUGAGAAGCUGUGCUGCAGCGUUUGACCUCCUAGUGUUUGGCUUGGCUGGCCAAAACACUGCUUCCAUCCACCCUCCCUGAGGCUGUGUGUGGACAGGAAAAUGAGCUGACUGAGCCAGCCAAGCUAAAUAGAGCAGGAGAUGUCCCCACUCUCACAUCCAACACACUUCCAUGGAGUGGGGAGAGUGAGUGUCCAUGCCCCUGUGUGGCCUUGUGUCCAGCCUUCUCCAAGAUGUGAGGUGGGAGAGAGAGAUUGAAAUGUGGUGGAGAAACUCCUGGUUGUCAGGAAGAGCAUCAGUGGGAAUUGCAGUUCUGGAGUGGUCCCAGAGUGUCUUAGCACAGCAGUGAGGCCAGGGACAAGAGUUUCAACUCUUAUUGCUUUGCUUUCAAAGUGCCUCUUGCAAGCCUAGUGCCCACAAUAUGCCUUGUCUGAUGGAGAAACUGAGAGAGAAGAGUUUAUGUUGGUGCACUGGAGCUCCAUAAAUAAGUAAAUUGGAGCAGGCUGGAAGCAAAGAGCCAAGUAAGUGCCAUUCAUCAUGUAAGGGGGCCUGGAGUAUGUUCCAGCUUGUAAUGCAUGAGGGAGAGCAGUGUUAUGAAUAGCCACGGGAUGAAUCCCCUUCUUUUUGGAUCAUGAUUCUGUGUAAUAAACAAGCAAGACAAUUUGUAUAAAAUAGUGAGGAUUCUUUCCUAGAGAAGUCAUUUAAAGCUGUAUUUGCCCAUCAGGGAACAGUUUCUAGGAACCUUUUGUAGGUACAUUUCCAUGCAAGUGGGUGAAGAGAAAAUGAAUGCAGUUGGUAAGUGAUGGAUGGUGUGUGUAAACCUGUGCUAUGCUCUGCUCUCCCUGGGCUGGUGAUUGUACUGGAUGGCCUCUGACCAUACUGGGGAGCCUCCAGCCACUAUCCCUGCCUCCUGCCUCCCUGCACUGCACACCAUAGAUGCAAUCUAAAGUAGAAGGAUUUUUUUUUCCUGAGUGUCUUUUGGUCAUGAAACAGUGUUUUUGGAGUAAUAAAAUCCUCACCCAAAUGUGUUAGUACUGCUGGCUCCUGGAAACCUCUAAAAAUAUGAUUUGCCUGUAAAAGGAGAGGGGGACCUGCCAGGUGAGAUGCACAGUGACCCCAUAACAUACAGCACAGAUGUGGUCUCUGCAGAAAGUUUGCUGUGGGGUUGGUUUUUUCCUUUGGAAUAACUUUUGGGGGACUAUUUUGGUUUGUUUUGCUUUCAGUGAUUCCCAACCAGCUUGUUAGUCACUCCUCACACCCUGCAGCAGCUUCUUCUGGCUUUGUGCCUUGGAUCCCACACCCUCUCACUACGCAGCAUGGCAGAGGCUUACUGAGGGACUCUCCUGAGUUUCUCCCAGUGGGACAAUGAUUGGAAGGCCCCAGGGCAGCCCUCUCUGUGUCUGGAGGCAGAGUGGUGUUUUCACCCUGGAGUCAAGCCAAUUGCAAAAGCUCAAGAAGAAUGAAAGCAAGUGAACGUCCCGCGGAAGGCAAAGCUGUCAGCAGAGCUGCCAUGAGAUGGCACUGCAAGACCAGGCACGGAGCUGCUGCGGGCUGGGGCCAGCGGCUGCCGGGCAGGGGGCGAGGGGAAGCCCCCUCCCUACACUGCCUGGGGCAGAAGGCACCCAUGGAAGGAGAGGUCCCCUGUUAGACAGGGAGAUCUGUCGUGGAGCUACGUCGGGACUGGACUUUUCCUGCUUACACAAAGCGUGUGAGGCUGCAGGGGUUUGUGUGUAAACAGCGCAGAUGAGGGAGGAGGGCUGUUGAGCUUAUAAACAGCAGUAAGGAAA